GCCAAGCGCCCGCGCGAGCUGCGGCUGGGGGGCGGCGAGGAGUGGGCCCCGCUGGCGCCAUUGGCUGUGCGGCCGAGGGGCGGAGGGACGCGCGGGCUGGGCGAGCGGCGGCCCCGGGCCCUUCCCGCUGCGCCCCUGAGCCCCGCGUUCCCGGGGACCUGCGCGCGUCGCAAGGCAGGCUUGCCGCCCCACUCCGAUUCCCGGAGCGCGGCCGAGGUGGUCACGCGUCCAGACCCGCAGGGUCAUCUGCCCCUUACGGAGGACUGGCCGCUCGCACACUGAUGGCCUUUGGUCCCUACCACGUUCGAGUGACUCUUUACCUGUCUUCGGGUGGCUUCAAUUCGGAGAAGUUUUUCCUAGCGCUGAGCACUCGUUCCCCAGCAGCGUUUUCCUGAGUUCCCGGAAAACCCAUCUCGAUGGACACCUUAUCCCCUGCUGCUGGUUUUGUUUCAAAACCAAGAAUCUGACUGUGCUGACUUUAUCAGCCUGAAAUUUCUGCCUAUGCUUUGAUGAAAGAAACAAUGGCAGUUCUGCCGUCUUUCACCCCUCUGUGAAAAUCUGACUGUUAAUGCAUUUGCUCAUCUCUCACCCUCUGUAAAGAUGUCUGAGCCUGACUCGGCAUCCGGAUUUGCAGGAAGUGUGGAGAACGGCACUUUCCUUGAGCUGUAUCCCACGUCGCUGUCCACAUCGGUGGACCCCUCCUCUGGCCAUCUGUCCAAUGUCUACAUCUACGUGUCCAUAUUCCUCAGCCUCUUGGCCUUUCUGCUUCUGCUGCUAAUCAUCGCCCUCCAGAGGCUCAAAAAUAUCAUCUCCUCCAGUUCCUCCUACCCAGAGUAUCCAAGUGAUGCCGGAAGUUCCUUCACCAACUUAGAAGUCUGUAGUAUUUCCUCUCAAAGGUCCACUUUUUCCAACCUGUCAUCCUGAAGAAAGAAAAAGGAAAAAAUCUUAAUUAAAGCAGCAGCAGCUUAGGUUUUCCCUUAUGGGGAGUGCUGCCUCAUGGAAGACAUGACCCUUUUGGUUUCUACCUGUUUUCGUUCUUCAUCUUGGAUUCCUUUGCUGUGCCUGCUGCUUUUCAUUUGCGAAUGGAGAAAUCGAUGCCCACAGAAUGAGCACUGGCUUUGAGGUUCGGAAUUCCACACUCACCACUUGACAGAUCUGGAGCUGGAUUCUUCCAGGUGGAGCAGCAUUUGUUGAAUGCUAUGAACUCAACUAGGAAAACCUCACAGUGGAUGCUGGAUAUAGACUCUUUAUUUCGCUGAGGCCAACUGAGCCAGCAGACACUGGGAGAAUUAAGUCAGAGCUAUGCAGGAGAUAUUUUCUUAUUUAAGAGAGAAAGCAGAGACAUCAAAUUUUAAAAAGAAAGUCAGUUUAAAUCGAAUGCAUAAUAUUUCUAAAUCUGGAAGUAAAAAUAUGCUAAAUUUUUUUUUUCAUUUCACUUUCACAAAUGAAAGUCACAUUUAUUCAUGGAUAUAAGUCAUUUGGAAAAAUUUUGGAAGCAUUUAUAACUUUUAAUAGCAAGACGUACAUGUGUCAUUAUGCAGUUUAUAAUGUAUUUCUGCCUCUUGAGGUUUUACUUCUACUUGCAUUGUAGCUGUAAUGGUCCUCAGUUGUGGAAUUCUUGGUGAUCAUUGCUGUUCUUAUUGCUAGGGGAAGCACCAGAGAGACACCAAGAAGUUUUUAUUUUAGAUCUGUAAUUUCCAUUUCGAGAAUUAACAGUAGGGGAAAUAUUCAUCCUGUUGUGUUUUAUACAGUAAUGAGUCCAAGUAGUUGUGUAUGUUCCUUUAUUCAUUUCAUAGUUCUUAUAAUUUCAGUGCACAAUCAUAGUAAGGUCCCGAGAUGUCAAAGCUUAAUAUUCACUCACAUUAGGUUGCAAAAUUUAGAGAGUGCAUUGUACCAUACCUGCUAUUACGUACUCUGUGAAUGUUACGUGUCUCUGACAAGUAGUUGUUUCAUGUUAAUACAAUACUCUGCAUUUGGACUCAAAGAUGGGAGAUUAUAUUAAAAUUGUAGUGACUCAUUGCUGCUGAAACCCCUAGUAAUCCUGAGAGCUGGUACUGCGAUGGGUCAGGUACACUUGAGCUUGGAGAGGGGAGGGGUGUCAUGAAAUUAAAUAUGCACACAGACACAGGCAAGGGAUGUGAAGGAGAUCAAGCUGCCACUAAAUAUAAAACAAGCAAACUGCAGCUUCUUAAGAAUAAGAAUUUUAAUUUAAUUUUAAGAAUAAGUGCCCCACAGCAUAAAAUCUUAUUGUGCAACUGUUGUGCCAACAUACCACGUCUUCCCAUGCCUACCAAAUCAUUCCUUGCUCAAAAUACUUAACAAACUUAAAUAGCAGAGCAUCAGCACUUCUUUUGGUUGUAGAACCAGUGCUUUGCAGUGAUCAGAAUGGGAGAAACAAUCUGCCAUUUUGCAGCCUGCCUUUGUCAUUCUAGAAAGCUAUGUCAUUCCAGUGAGCACUGGAAAUGAGAAUCAGAAGUCUUUUUUUAACCCAAAUGCCUCACUUAAAUAGUUCGCAUUUAACUCUUUGUAUAUCAAAAAAUCUCCAGACUUCAUAAGACCAGCACAAACUCGCUGCCCUAAAAUGUAUAAUCAGUGAGAAAUUUAUCACUGCUGCCAUUUAAGGCAUAACAGUGGGCUGGUCGCUAUUAGGUAGCACAAAACUUCGACUAGAGAGACUGCUAUUUCCGAUCAUUAUUAGCGUUCUCUAAGUACACAUAUGUAUGUACAUGUAUACAUGUAUGUACCUACAUUUGAUGUGUUUGUUCACAUGUUCCAGUUAAAAGUUGUGUGAAAGCUACACAGGAUUAGAGACAUCUAUAGUACCGCUUUUGCUCUUUAAUUAUUCUUCUGUUAUGUUGGCUCUUGAGGAAGAAAAUGCAUGAGUAAAGUGAUCUUUAAACAACAAAGGGACAAAUGCACUACAAUCUGGUUAAGAUUUAUCCUAGGGGGGAAUUUUAAAUCCUUUUCCUUUUGGAAGAAAUACAAAGACUUCUGAUAGAAAAACUACUGAAAUCAAAUCUGAUCAAGUCUACAAGCACUCCUCACCGCCCCUGCCGCAAAGAUUCUUGCUCUUGACAUUAAAUGGGAAUAAUUAGGAGCAACAUCCGAAGAUGGAAAAUAGCAUUUGUCAUUAGGAGCUUGUAGUAACAGACUGUACAACUUGAGAUGAAUUUGUGCUGUGUAAAGGUCAAAAAGGCUGGAAGAUGGGUUUAUAAAUAAAGAAGUGAUGUCCA
Messenger RNA from Chinchilla lanigera (long-tailed chinchilla), 3233 nucleotides. It is a transcript of the gene Sertm1, whose product is annotated as serine-rich and transmembrane domain containing 1. The transcript is spliced from 3 exons. The coding region runs from base 601 to 924 and encodes 107 amino acids. Lineage: Eukaryota; Metazoa; Chordata; Mammalia; Rodentia; Chinchillidae. Gene Ontology annotation, cellular component: intracellular membrane-bounded organelle. The record is from RefSeq and is a predicted model, not a curated record.